AUGCUCAUGGACUACGACUGCUUCCUCCAACGGCCUGACAUCUUCGACGAUUCCGUGCCAUAUCAAAACCCUCAAUCUUACUCUGAGUCUGCAUCGCAGGCUAACACUGGAUCUAUGUUAAUGGGGCACGACGUGAAGAACCCGAGUAAAGUUUCUGCGAUGGCAACCGUUUCGGAAUCACAGACUGCGGAGCUUCUUGCUUGCGCUUCAGGGCCCGAGGCAUUUACGGAGCAGAAAGCGAGCGACAAACUGUCCACUGAGCUGAAAUGGUUUCAGAAGAAGGCUCUGGCCAUGAUGGCUGAGAAAGAGUCAGGAAAACUGCAAGCCACCGAGUUCCCCUCUGUGUGGACCGAAAAAGUUAAUUGUGUCCUGAACAAGAGGUAUGGUUUUUUGCAGUUCUUUGCGCUCUCAGUUUAUUUUGUCUUACUCAUCGUUAGCAUGUUCGUCAACAACGUAACCUUGAAACCCACUUCCCAGCGGCCAGACCUUUGCCUUGGUGGUCUUUUAGCCGAUGAUAUGGGCCUCGGAAAGAGCCUUACCACUCUAGCCCUAAUUGCAGGAUCCCUCAGUGAUGAUUCCAGUAAUACUAGGAGAGGGUUAUCAACCAUUAUAGUAGCUCCACUGUCAACCCUCCCAAACUGGGAAAAUCAGAUCCGAAAGUAUGGUUGA
Molecule: messenger RNA, 669 nt
Organism: Parascedosporium putredinis
Lineage: Eukaryota; Fungi; Ascomycota; Sordariomycetes; Microascales; Microascaceae
Source: the annotation of a GenBank genome assembly